GUUUCAGCCUUUAUUUCUUAUAACUGUGAUGAUUACAGCUGAAAACCCUGAAUAUCAGACUGUGAUCAUACGUGAUUACGCAAAGCAUUAUGGGAUGUGUGCGGACAUGUUGGAAGCUUGACAAGUGUAAACAAAGCGUGAAACAAACAGUACUGUCGCAGAGAAGAAGUGGAUUUGGGUGAAAGAAAGUGUUAAACAACAUUAUAAAAUCCCUAAAGGAUGCGGAAUAAACAGGGAUAUGUUAUAGAAAUAUGUCGGGGACCGGAAUGUGGACAAAAUCAGACUUAUAAAUGGUUUGGAUCCAUAUGAUAAACCUAAGACUGGAGCACCAAUGACACAUUUUUUAUCGCUGCAGUUCUGCAUAACGAACAUUUUCGGCUAUCUUGUUUGUGGUGUGAUGUAAAUGUCCAGAUGAGAGUUGCAGCACCGCUGGCUGUGGGGUCCCGAGAGCGAGCGAGGCAGAGUCUGCGUCAGCAGGAUGCUACCUGGGAGGACACCAGCAGGGUUCAUCGACGGUCUGCAGAGACAAGCAGGUCUGGCGGCGCAAGUGACCCGGCCCCAUCACGUGGAGAGGCUGCUUGAGGAGGUGCUGCUGCAGGAGGACCGGAAGGACGUUUCCCUGGGGAGAUCGACAGACGUGGAGCUGCGGAACAGCGGGUGGUUCAUCAGCCGGAUGCCACCUGGGAGGACAUCAGCAGGAGUGCUCAACGGUUUUCGGAGACGAAGGGCUCCGGUGAUUCAAGCAACCCUGCCCCAUUGCAUGGAGAGGCUGCUCGAGGGGGUGCGGUUGGAAGAGGAUCGGGAGGACGUAUCCCUGAGAAGGUCGAGGGACCUGGAGCUGUGGAGCAACGCGUGGUUCGUCAGAGGAGACCCCCUGUUUGGCAUAAGGAUUAUCAUGUGGAGAUCUAGGACUCGAGGGCGAGUCCUUCAGGACAAAGAGGGGGAGAGUGUGAUGGACAGAAGACGGAAGCUGUCGAGCUCCGAGGGUGUGGUGAGUGGACACCAGCUGGUCCUCGUUAUGGAUAACGAGGCCAGGGAGGAUAAAAGGGUGACAGACCUACUGAGAGGUGUGCGUGGUCGACCCGUCAUUGUGGCAUCGGACUUUGGGGGGUGGGGUCGUUCGCAGCCGGGUAGGACUGCCGGCGACGAAGAUAGCUGAACAGGUGUUUAGUGUUCCAGCGCCAGGAGGGAAGGCUGGUCGCCUUCUUUAGACAGUUAGGGCUGGGCAUAGGUGAUGCCAAGGCCGCGCCGACAUCUGCCGCUACGGACUCUGGCAGUGGACUUAUGUUGUGGAUUUACCCGCCGUCCUCGCAAGCUACACCCCGGGGCGUUGGACGGCGUUGGAAGCUCAGACCCCGGGGAUGGGGGUCACACCAUCCGUGACAGCUAAGUACCGCUGCUUACGUGACUCAUGCUGGACAGUUGGUUUUACAAGAGAGGGCUUGGGCCAUGGUGUUUUAUCGUUGUGUUUUAUUACUGGUUGUGCAAUAAAGUGUGUCUUUUAUAA
Nothobranchius furzeri (turquoise killifish) is the source of this 1507-nucleotide messenger RNA. RefSeq lists its product as uncharacterized. The record is from RefSeq and is a predicted model, not a curated record. Lineage: Eukaryota; Metazoa; Chordata; Actinopteri; Cyprinodontiformes; Nothobranchiidae.